Halichondria panicea is the source of this 3488-nucleotide messenger RNA. RefSeq lists its product as uncharacterized. The record is from RefSeq and is a predicted model, not a curated record. NCBI's taxonomy places the organism in Eukaryota, Metazoa, Porifera, Demospongiae, Suberitida, Halichondriidae. The coding region runs from base 85 to 2430 and encodes 781 amino acids. The transcript has 11 exons.
UAGCGCAUGCGUGGUUCCAGUGAAAAAGCCACAAGAAGGCUAUAAUAAUUUUAUGUAUAAGCAGCUCAGUAGGAACCAAAUAAGAUGGCUGAAGCAGUGAAAGGAGCGUAUGACCUUAUAAACAGUGAGAAGAAGAAGGAAAGCUCUUCCAUUGAACCAAAGGAGUUCUUCUGGGACCAAUUCAUCAAGUACAUUGCUUCAGCUAUUCUUGCACUCACUGUGCUCAAUGUGACUGUGGAGUUUCUGAGGGGAGGGGGUGUGUCCUGCUUCCCACCCUCUGAUAAUGUGGGCAUCACAGCUCGGGACUUGGAGGGAAGGAUGCUCUAUGAGUUCGGCCGAGGGCAGACCAGCUACAUCAACAACUACUGUGCAAGAAGCAUCCCGAAGACAGAAUAUUUCCCGAUAUACAUUCUCAUUCAUGGCCUUCUCCUCAUCGUUCCACACUACAUAUGGAAUGCUCUUCACAAUGGAAACUUCGACAGCUUUUUCUCGAUUGUAGAUAAAUUAGAUCGUUUGCGAGACAAAUCUGGAGAAUACGAUUCCAAAAACUUUAAUCUUGUCACCAAGCUUGAGCUUGAAUAUAGUGGACGAACAAUCUACUAUACAUACAUCCUCAAGUUGUUACUACAGCUUGCAGUGUGCGUUGGAUCAUUAUCCUUUAGCUCAUGGUACUUUCUCGAUUGUGACUUUUCGUUCAGUUUCUGCUGCCCUAAUGACAACAGUUGCACUGUUUCCGAAGAAGCAAACAUCACUUGCCCUGUAAAUAUUACAGGGAGAAUCCCGAAAGGCUGGCCACUGAUCCUCAAUGUUCCUUGUGUCUACUCAAGUUUGCGAGUUCUCAAUUUAGUCCGCUAUGCUGAUUUUUUCCUUCUGGGUAUAGCCGUGCUGUUGGUGCUGUUUGGUUUGAUCUGGUGCUUUGUUAGACACACUGAACAGUUGGGACAUGAAGCCAUUGCUAAGUUUUCAUAUCAUAGCUGUUUAAAUGCCAACCUCCACAGCUUUCCUUCACCUAUAUUCUGGCCAGUCUACAAAUUUUAUCAGCAGUCAGUGGACCCUAAAAAACGACAAAAAUUGAUAAAGUACUUUUGGUUAUUUACACACUAUCCUCAGCUUCAUCUAACCAAUUUGUUUUUACCACGAAUCUUGAAUGAUCUGGACUUUCUACUAUUGAUGUUGUUCCGUGCUGACACGAGUCAUGGUCAAGUGUUCAAAGACAUACAGAUUAGCAAAGAUUUGAAGGUUUUCAUUGGAAGAGAUCAUCAGCUGUUACACCUCUACAUCAAUGUUCAGCAAGACUACGAUAAAGAUGCUCAAACAAGAGCUCUUCAGCCAAGGAGUGAACCUGCACACCCUAGUACUGAUGAGAGAGAAGCAGAUGGUGACGUGCCUGUGGAACUUGUUGUUACAAGUCCUUCCAGAGUAACAGUUGAGGACAAAGUUCCCACUGAUUUCCACAUGAUGUUUUUGGCUGAUUAUGACAAUCCCAAUGAUGGCAACAAAUCUACUACUCCGAAAAACACCACUCCAGAAGAGGCGGUGUUUGACCACUUUAAAGACUAUCUUGGUAAUUUAAAUUAUGAUGAGGAGUUGUUCUCAGGAAUGCGAGAUUGGAUAUACUAUUUUGUGCGUACAUUUGGACCAAAACGCGAUCAACUAGUUGAUGGAAAGACGCUUUUGAGAAAUACCUUGGCUCUUGAUGUUUCAUUUGGAUCGGUGGGAUUUGUUCGAGUUUUAGCUAGACCAUUUAAGAAGGUUGUGUCCUUGGAUUUCCACCCAUUUUUCUGCAACCCCGAGCAAGUUGUUGAGUCGAAAGAGUUCUAUACUAACUAUAAAUCAGUGAAGGUUCCUUUUGAUAUAUUUGUUCAAAACAGCAACAACAUUAGCAAAAUGACUGAUACAUUAGAAAAGUUCAUUAAUGCAAAACGCCACCUUAUUGACUUCAUUGUUAUCGGACCUUUGACAGAAGAGCCCAAAAAGGCAGUAGUGAACCUUCUCAUCAAUCUCCUGUUCACUGCUGAGUUUAUAGGGAAAGAAGCCACUUUACUAGCUGUUAGACCUCUCAAAGUUGGAUCAAAGAAGCUAACUACCCAGUUUUACAGUUAUGAGCCUCCUAAACAGCUGUUUGAGGCUGUGUUGGUGCAAAAAAAAUUAGAAGAGAGUCCAGUUAGAAAGAAAAAAAUGCGUAAAGUUGACAAUUGUGAUGGGGUAAAGGUUGUACUGGGACAAAUCCCCUGCGUGUUUGAGUUCAAAGUCUACAAGUACAAGUACGAGCAUGCAGUAAAACCAGCCGAUGAAACUGAUGGUGGUGAUGCAACAAGGCAAUCCGAUAAGAACAACCCAUUUGAGUCACAACCAAGCAAUAGCUCUGUCUCCGAUUUGCAACAAUUGUUAGAGAAUUUCACAAAUCUUCCACCCCCUCCACAUCGAUAACAUAGGACUUAUAAUUAUAACCAUCCAAAAGAUACAUUUGUUGAAUUGAACCCUUUAUAUUUACAGUUAUUUUCACUGUCCAACAGUUCUUCUCUUUGCCCAUGGAUGUUGAGAACAGGUUCCUUUGUUUGUACAAUCGUCACACAGCUCAUGUGUGCCACACUGGAACUCAUCAUAUAUCUUUGUGGGGACAUUUUCCUUGCAGCCAGGGCACUGCUGAGGCUUGGGCUCUGAUGGAGCUUGACUGGACGAGGGCUGUAUGAGAGAGAGAGAGAGAGAGAGAGAGAGAGAGAGAGGCAACUGUGUAAUAGUAUUCAUGUAUGGUUUAUGCAGUCAAGGAGUAAGUGAUGUUUAUUUUGCUACAAUAGUCAUAAUCAAUUUUUUGCUAGCAAUGCAUUUUUGUGGUCUCAUUGGACUGUCACCCUCUUCAUUGCUAAUGUUUUGAGUUUCACAUUAUUUUGCCAAAUUUACUUUAUUUCAAAUAACUACAUGUACAUGAUGAUACAUUAUUAUAAUCAGCUUAUCUAUCUUUCCAUGCAUGUUCUUUAUCUAGAUCUAUUUACUCUCCUCAGAUAUCGCCCACACGGUCUCUACGUGCCAUCUUAUGAAAAGGGCAUCUCUCUCCAUGGAUGCGGCUGCACUCCUUACAAAGAAAUAUCCUGUCACCACAUUGGUAUUCCUGAGUAUACUUCCACACAUCUUUGUGGAUGCAACCACAAGUAUUCUGGAAGAUACGUUUAAUCCUCCCAUCAUUGCUUACAUUACCAUCUUGUGGAGGGUCUCUCCUUGGACGAGCUUGACCACGGAAUCAUCUCCUGUGCUGGGCUGGCUUUGUUCCUCACUGGAUAUACUUCAAAGGGAGCUUCUAUGAGUCCACCCUGCACUACCAGCCUCAGUUCUUCCACUGCACCUCAGGGAGAUGUCUGAUUCUAUAGCCAGUAAGAGGCUGACAUGAGGAAAGAGUUUGAGUUAGCUGCAAGAACACUUACAGACUAGUGACUACUACCUUCAUGUGUCAUGUGUCAUGUGUCAUUAAACACAUUAGUUUUGUGGUAUGA